Messenger RNA from Hirsutella rhossiliensis, 3048 nucleotides. RefSeq names its product SH3 domain-containing protein. Gene Ontology annotation, molecular function: ubiquitin binding; cytoskeletal protein binding; protein-macromolecule adaptor activity. The record is from RefSeq and is a predicted model, not a curated record. NCBI's taxonomy places the organism in Eukaryota, Fungi, Ascomycota, Sordariomycetes, Hypocreales, Ophiocordycipitaceae. Bases 1 to 3048 code for a protein of 1015 amino acids. The transcript has 9 exons.
AUGGGGUUCCUGGGCGUAUACCAGGCUAUCUACGACUACGCCCCUCAGGCCGAGGGCGAGCUGGCCAUCGCCGAGGGAGAUCUGCUGUACGUCCUUGACAAGAACAACGACGAUGGCUGGUGGAAAGCCAAGAGAAAAGCCGGCACCGACGAAGACGACGAACCCGAAGGUCUCGUGCCCAACAAUUACGUCGAGCCCGCUCCGACGCUCAGCCAUGCCCAUGCCAUUUACGAGUAUACGCGCCAGACCGACGAGGAAUUGUCUUUCCCCGAGGAUGCCAUCCUCGAGGUGUUUGACGCCUCAGACCCAGACUGGAUCCUUGCCGGCCUCGACGAUGAAUAUGGAUUUGUGCCGUCAAACUACAUCGACGUGAAGACGACUGACGCAGACGUCGAUUUGCCAGCGAGCGCGGCCUCCCCGGCUCUGCCGAUGCGGCCUCAGUCUGUGGCCUCGGACUCAGUAGAGAGCACAUUAGAAGCAGGCCAUGGCCCCCCGCCCACCUUGGGACCCGCGGCCGCACUGGCGGGUGUUAUGCAGGGUCGGGCAGCUCCCCGACUCACGACACCAUCCCCGCCUGCUCAGCCUGCGCGACAGCCCACACAGCGCGAAAGGUCGCAGCCGCCAGAUGUAGACGAAGACGAUGAUGAGGCCCUGCAGUCCCCAGCGCUGCCUUCCCGGCCUCGCUCUCGAACCAUCCCCGAUGAGCGGCCGUACGAUGGUGCGCCCGCCCAAGCGCCCGCGAGCCAUGACUCCCGACCCGACGAGCCGUAUCGAACCCCGGGAGGCUUCCACAUGUACAACAUCAACGAAAUGGUAUCGGUCAUGGGGAAAAGAAAGAAGAUGCCCACGACACUGGGCGUUAAUCUCAAGACAGGAAUCAUACUGAUCGCCCCCGAACGGGCUCAGGACGAGCCAGCCCAGGAAUGGACGGCCGACAAGAUGACGCAUUACUCCCGCGAGGGCAAGCACGUCUUUAUGGAGUUGGUUCGGCCGAGUAAGAGCAUCGACUUUCACGCGGGUGCCAAAGAUACAGCUGAGGAAGUUGUGGGUGCCUUGGGGGAGCUGGCUGGCGCUGUCCGGGCCGAAGGUCUGCGGGAAGUCAUCAUGGCCGGCUCGCAGCGCACCCGACGCAAGGGCCAGAUUCUGUACGACUUCAUGGCACAAGGCGACGACGAAGUGACGGUAGCAGCAGGUGACGAAGUCGUGGUCCUCGACGAGUCCAAGAGCGACGAGUGGUGGCAGGUCCGUCGCAUCAAGAAUGGCAAGGAAGGAGUUGUUCCGAGCAGUUAUAUCGAAGUGACGGGGACUGUCACGCCGCCUGGUGCAACGAAUAGCUCCCCGAUGGACUCGGCCAAGUCCACUGUGGAACAGAACCGGCUGGAGGAAAUCAGGCUCACCAAGGAGGCCAUCAAGGAGGGCAAGCAGCCGCAGCAGCCGCGUAGUCGACGCGAGAAUGGCCGACGCGACAGCCAUGUCAAGGCCAAGUCGAAGCCCGACUCGUCCAAGGUGCGAACGUGGACAGAUCGGUCAGGGUCCUUCAGUGUCGAUGCGCAGUUUCUGGGUCUGAGAGACGGCAAAAUCCACUUACACAAGAUGAACGGUGUCAAGAUUGCCGUUCCCAUUGCGAAGAUGUCCCGUGGUGACCUCGAAUGCGUUGAGAACAUCACCGGCAUAUCCUUGGACGACGACAAGCCCCUGGCGGACGUGAAACGAGGCAAAUCUACGGACAAGCGGCGCACCGAAGUCGGCGCGUCGGUGGGGAAGAGUGAAAAGCCAGAGUAUGACUGGUUUCAAUUCUUUCUCUCCUGCGACGUUGCCGUCGGUCUUUGCGAGCGCUACGCGCAAGCCUUUAUCAGAGACUCCAUGGACGAGAGCGUCUUGCCGGACGUGAACGCUACCGUUUUGCGCACCCUAGGCUUACGCGAAGGCGACAUCAUCAAGGUCAUGCGAGCGUUGGAUAUCAAAUUUGGCCGCGACCGAAGCGGCCCCGGGGCGGAUGGUGACAACGCUACCGGCGGCCUUUUCUCUGGACCUGGCGGCACGCUUCGAAAUAACACGCGGAAAAGCAGACCCGCCCCGGCUGUGCAGACAAGCGAUGUAGUCGAUGCUACCGCUUUCUCAAAGACCAAUGCGCCAGGCCCCGAAUCGGGCACAGACGGGGCCAGCCCAGCCACCAAGUCAUCCGGAGCCCCGGCCGCCGGCGGAUUCGACGACGACGCUUGGGAUGUAAAGCCGCAGCCCAGGCCGGAUCCGGCUUCGUCUCAGGCGCUCACGAGCUCCAUGAAGGAGCUGUCACUGCUGAGCGAGCCCCUCCAACCGACCACGAUGGAGUCACAACAGACAGCGGCUACGAGCUCGAGCCUGGGCAGUGCCCAACCGCAGCAGACUCAGCAGCCCACGGGUGCUAGCCCGUCUUUCUUUUCUACCGUUCCCAAUCCCGGCCAAGUACAGUCUUCUCCCAAAACCCUGGCCCGGCAGCGGCCGACGCCCCCUUCGAUGUCAUCCAGCCAGGGCUCGCUGGCCCCCCCACCCCCGCAGCGGCCGUUGUCCGCCCCUCAAUCGGCGCAGCAGGCCAUAUUCGGCCCUCCCCCGAUGGGUUUACAGGCGACGGGCGCCGUGCAGUCUCAGGUGGCAACACCGGGCCAGAGCCUUCAUGACCUCAGUCAAUACAGGCUUCAGCAGCAGUAUGCUGCGAUGCAGCAGCUUCAGCCUGCAAUGACCGCCCCUGGCCAGCCCCAGUUCAUGCAGCCCAUGAUGACGGGCAUGCCAGCCCAGCAAACUGGGGCUGGGUUCCGGCCUACCUUCACAACCAGAAUGUCAUCAUUCGGGCAGGGCUCUGGCAGCACCGGUGGUGUCAAUAGCUAUCUUCCACCAGCGCUGGAGCCCGAGCGGACAGGGGCGACAAGUCUACAUUCACAGCAUACGGGGGCCAUGGUCGGAGGCUUUGCCCAGCCGUUGCAACCGCAAAAGACAGGCCCCCCGCCUCCGCCGACUGGGCGGAGGGCGAACCUGGCGCAAGCGACCCCAGAUAACCCCUUCGGAUUCUGA